This is a messenger RNA of Coffea arabica (coffee), 927 nucleotides long. RefSeq lists its product as uncharacterized. NCBI's taxonomy places the organism in Eukaryota, Viridiplantae, Streptophyta, Magnoliopsida, Gentianales, Rubiaceae. The record is from RefSeq and is a predicted model, not a curated record.
AUGAGAUGGGCUCCUCCUUCUCCACCACCAGAUCUUCAAUCUUCAACCUCAGUUCUCUGGCCCUUGAAGCCCCUGCCUCACACCAUUAAUCAUCCAUCACAACAACUUCCAUCAACCAAAUCUUCCGUUUCUUUUCCACAGGUCGAUGAUGAUGAUGAACAGCAACUAAUGGCGACUGGAAGCAUUAAAGAAAAUAAGGCCGCAGGGGUGAAGAGCAGUGCGGUUGUUGGUGCUGAGCAGAGGAGUUAUUUGAAUCGCAGUGCAGAAGCAAAUAAUCGCUCUCUCCCUUCCUGUUUUUCACGUCGACAAGUUAGUAUAGGAGGGCACUGGCUUGAAGAAGACAAGAUUUUCCCCUUGAAGAAGAGAAGAAUUCUGGAUAUAAUGGACUGUGUGCCAAGCAGCGGCACUGGUACAGUUUUCCAAAGAGAACUGAAGAAUGGUGGGAAUACAAGAGCAAGCGGAAAACGCACAGAAAAGAAAUGGGCUGACCAUGUUACGGAUUAUGAACAUGGUGAUGAUCUUGAAUGGAUUGGAGGGGCAAACGGAACCAGAAUAUUGGCAGCUGGGAACAUGAAGAGCAGUAGUACAAGAGGCAGCAGCCAGAGGUGUCGGCGCGAAAACGGGCACGGAUGGAGGUGUCCUCAGCCAAGUCUUGCCGGUUAUUAUGUGUGCGAGCAUCACUGGGAAUUAAACAAGAGUAGGGAAACCAAGAAGAAGAAGAAGAAGAAGAAGAAGGAGAAGAUUAUUGCACGUAAAUUUGCUGAUCAUCAUGAUCAGCCCACAUAUGCAAACAAAUUCACUGUGUUGUUUAGGGGUACAAGAUCUUGUUCUUCAGAUACUGAAGACUCUGACGAUGAUCAUGUUCUCCCAAAGAAGAGGAUUGGAGUUGUCAAGGAUCGAUCAAUCAGUAGUUUGCUUAGUAGUUGA